AAAAGGAAGCCAUACAAUUGACCAGGCUAAUUCUGCAUUUAAGAAGAAACUCAAAGGUAUCAUCUAGUAGAAUACCCUAUCAAUCUUCAGAUAUAUUGAAAGAGGAAAAGAAAUGGCUUCAACCUCUGCUGCAUUGGUAAGUGGAUUGGGAUCUACAUUCUUGACUGGUGGCAACAAGAGCCAGGCCUUGUUAUCUGUCCUGGUUACUGCCAGAGUGGGCGGUGCUCUCGCUCCCAAGAGGUUCUUUGUGGUGGCUGCCGCCCCCAAGAAGUCAUGGAUCCCUGCUGUCAAAGGUGGCGGCAACUUCAUCGACCCUGAGUGGCUUGAUGGCUCGCUCCCUGGUGACUAUGGUUUCGACCCACUAGGCCUUGGAAAGGAUCCAGCAUUCUUGAAAUGGUACAGAGAAGCCGAGCUCAUCCAUGGCCGAUGGGCAAUGGCUGCAGUUGUGGGUAUCUUCGUUGGCCAGGCCUGGAGUGGUAUCCCUUGGUUUGAAGCCGGUGCAGCCCCUGGUGCAGUGGCACCUUUCUCUUUUGGCAGUCUGCUCGGGACUCAGCUUCUCCUUAUGGGAUGGGUUGAGAGCAAAAGAUGGGUCGAUUUCUUCAACCCCGAUUCCCAAUCUGUCGAAUGGGCUACUCCAUGGUCAAGAACAGCAGAAAAUUUCGCCAAUGCUACCAGUGAACAGGGCUACCCUGGUGGCAAAUUCUUUGAUCCAUUGGGCCUGGCCGGAACAUUGAAGGACGGGGUUUACAUUCCGGAUACAGAGAAGCUCGAGAGAUUGAAACUUGCGGAAAUCAAGCAUGCUAGAAUUGCCAUGUUGGCUAUGCUAAUUUUCUAUUUUGAGGCAGGGCAAGGGAAGACCCCCCUUGGUGCCCUUGGCUUAUAAGAAAUCUAAUUUGCAGUUGAUGUAUAAACAAAAUUUGAUGUAAAGAAAAUAUUCGCUCGAGCUGAAAAUAACUUGUCAAAUUAAGUAACUUA
Olea europaea var. sylvestris is the source of this 975-nucleotide messenger RNA. Its product is annotated as chlorophyll a-b binding protein CP24 10A, chloroplastic. The record is from RefSeq and is a predicted model, not a curated record. Gene Ontology annotation, biological process: photosynthesis, light harvesting in photosystem I; response to light stimulus. The transcript has 2 exons. Lineage: Eukaryota; Viridiplantae; Streptophyta; Magnoliopsida; Lamiales; Oleaceae. Gene Ontology annotation, cellular component: membrane. Bases 113 to 883 code for a protein of 256 amino acids.